UCAGAAUAACAAGGCUGCUCGCUAAUUCCCGUCUAUCGGGGCUUUCGCCGAAACACCGAGAGAGUAGGGUCCAAAAAAAGCCAACAAGGCAGGCAAGAACGCCGCGCCGCCGCUGUCUGCACCCAAGAAUGGCUUCAGGAGACCUUUACGAGGUGGAGCAGAUCGUGGAUAAGAGGCGGAAUAAAAAGGGUAAGUGGGAGUAUCUAAUUAGGUGGAAAGGCUAUGGAAGUAAAGAGGACACCUGGGAGCCAGAACACCAUCUACUACACUGUGAAGAAUUUAUUGAUCAGUUCAAUAGCUCAAGACUGCACUCACACAAACGGCCCAAAGUUUCCAAAAACCGUGGAGAGCCCUUCAUUCCUAGCCACCUUUCUGCAACAGAUGACUCAAGAGCUAGAUCUGAAGCUCGAAAAAAGAAAAGGACUAGUGGCUCUACUGUGGGGGUGAGAGUAGGGACUGUUCUAGGGAUUGGAAGUGGAGGAUCACCAACCACUCAAAAGCAGAAGAAAGUGGGUGUAGGACCUGGAAAACAUGCUUUAGGGGACAGAAUGAGCAAAGCCAUGACAUUUAAAGCUCCUCCACCAGGCGGACCUCCCUUUGUCCCGUCAUUGAGGGUUCCUCAUAAUGGACUACAGAAUGGAGAGAUGGACUCUCUCAUGUACAGGACUGCAGCAAGGUCACAGCGACUGCCCUCAGACAGGGUGGAUGGAGAACUAGGACAUAUGGAAGCCAGCGGACAGCAGUUUACUACUGAACUAGGCUCACCUUUAGCCAAUGGGAAGAUGCACCUACACAGCUCAGUGAAGCGGAAGCUGGCUGAGGAGAAAGGCUACGUUUUUGACAAGCGGCUCAGGUACAACGUGCGACAGAACGAGAGCAAUUGUCGAUUUCGAGACAUUGUGGUCAGGAAGGAAGAGGGCUUCACGCAUGUCCUGCUCUCCAGCCAAACAACAGAUAACAAUGGUCUGACGCCAGAGAUCAUGAAGGAAGUUUGUCGAGCUUUGGGUAAUGCCGCUGCGGAUGACAGUAAAUUACUACUGCUCAGUUCAGUUGGGACUGUUUUCUGCAGUGGCCUGGAGCCAUCGUAUCUGAUAGGGCGUCUGUCCACUGACCGCAGAAAAGAGAGCAGCCGCAUCGCAGAUGCUGUACGGGACUUUGUGUUGGCAUUCAUCCACUUCAAGAAACCCAUUGUGGUGGCAAUAAACGGCCCUGCUCUGGGCUUAGGAGCAUCCAUCCUGCCACUGUGCGAUGUGGUGUGGGCCAGUGAAAGGGCCUGGUUCCAAACUCCAUGUGCAGCCCUGCACCUCACUCCUUCUGGAUGCUCCUCUUAUACCUUCCCUCAAAUACUGGGCGUCGCUCUUGCCAAUGAGAUGCUCUUCUGUGGAAGAAAACUCACAGCACAAGAAGCAUGCAGUCGAGGGCUCGUGUCACAGGUCUUCUGGCCAACCACAUUCAACCAAGAGGUGAUGCUGCGUGUGAAGGAAAUGGCAUCUUGUAGCGCAGUGGUCUUAGAAGAGUCUAAAUGCCUGGUGAGGAGUAUCCUCAUGUCCGUCCUGGAGGAAGUGAAUGAGAAGGAAUGUCAGAUGUUGAAGCAGCUAUGGUGCUCAACUAAAGGACUAGAGGCACUCUUCAGUUACCUGCAGAACAAGACAAGUGAAAAGUAACCAUCCCACCACAGAAAUUAUAGAUGAUCAGUGUGGGUAUGAAGCUACCUAAAAAAACAAAAAAGGGGGAUCAGUUUGGCAGUGCUGUGGUGUCAAACUCAUUAUGGGCCUUUAUUUCCAUCUAUCAGCAGGAGAAUUCUUUCUGAUUUCUUUCUGUGUAUAUCUGUUAAAAAUUAAAUUCAGUCAUGAUCACUUUUCUAAAACAGGUUUUUGUUUUCCCAGAUUUCCACGCUCUGUGUUAAUGAGGCAAAGGGCCAAAUAUGCAUUGCGUAAGCGCAGGGAGGUACAGAGUGCAUCUGUACAUAUGUGAGACUUAUUCAACAAGAUGGAUGAAAUACUAAAUGUAUUUCUGACUGCACAUGACAAAGUGAUGAUAAUAUAUAGAAGAAUAAUAUAUAUUUAUUACAAGCGUGUAAAAGAGUUGCUUUGUGUACAUAGGAUACAUUUUUCCAGGAUAUUUCUUUUAGUCUCUUACUGUUUUGAAUUGAAGUGUAAACCAAAGUUUGCAUGAGGACACAGUUGCUUGCUCCUUAUCAUGCACAUUCUCUCCUAUUUGUAUUGACUGUAUGUAGUCAUGAAGUAGUGCGGAAUUUUUUUUCCUCAUAAUUAUAUUUUCUUACAUAAACAUCUUUAUUAAAAAGAGCAUUUCUGUUUGCUUACAUUAUUAAAAUAACCUGGUAGAUGAAAUUAAAUUCUUCCAUUUAAAUAAAAUAAAAAGUAUUUCAGGUGAUUUUUUGAUUUUUUUUUUUAACAAUAAAGCUAUUGUGAUCCAUCCAACUUUAGUCGUUUCCCUCUUUAACAAUAUAGGCAAGAAUACUGUCUUUAAUUUUUACAAAUAAUCAGACAAAUGCCAGGAUUUCUCUUUUCUUGCUGGAAUAAUGCACCGAUAAUUGUUACAAAUCUGUGAAUGCUAGCACUAAAUAGAAAUGCUGAAAGUAACUGACUGCAAUUCUCACAGGGGAAAAUUGGUGAUGAAUCCGAUCAAACUCUGCGCUACAUAUAGGAGCCUUUAUUGAGUAAUUGAUGCGGAUUGUCAUUAUAUAAAAUGUAUGAACAUUCUUUUAAAAAAACAACAACAAACAAACCCCAGAUGAUGUGUUUUUUUUUCCUUAGCUGUGUGUUUUUAGAGCACAGAAGAGAUGAAAAUAUCUGGAUUCUCAAGCAUCUUCAGCUGUCGUUGAACAAUAAUGUCGAAAUUGAACAUUUUUGUUGCUGGAAUCCACUUCCUGUCCUAACCUGCAUGUGAUCAUUCAAAGUUUCAAGAAGUUUUAUAUUCUGUAUGAUAUUUAGGGAUCUAUUUUGUUUUACCAAAAUGUAAAUGUGUCUAGCUCUGUGUACAUUUUUAAAAGGUGUCCAUUUUGCAGUUAUAUAUGAUGAUUAUAUAUAUAUAUAUAUAUAAUGUAGACUGUUUUUUCUGUAACUAAUUGCAUGUAAUAUACUGUAAAUGUGCUGCUUGUCUGAAUUCCUUGUAUUUCAGGGUAUGUUUUGUACCACCAUUGUAAGUACUGUUAGAAAUGUUGCGUUUUAUUUUUGUAUUUAUUUGAAAUAACUGUUGUGCCGUGCCAUGUGGUUUACUUUGCUCCAGAGGCAUCCCGGCUUCUUUUUCGUGACCCUGCAGAAAAGUGAAUUAGCAAAAUAGGCCCAGAAAACAGAAAAUGUAUACAUAAAUACUUACGUCCUUCAUGACCAAAAUGUUAACACUAUUGUCACUUGAAGAUAUGAUUUACAAAUAGAGGUGUUGUACAUGAUCAGUGAGAGACAUGGGCUCAUUUAAUUUACUUUACAUUGUGCUUUAAAACCUUUGUGAGUAUGAGCUGAGGUCUGUGGUGUAAACAGAUUGUUAACAUUUGUAUAAGAUUUAAUGCAAUGUGAGAUUGUUAAAUGAUUUUGUGGUCAUUGAUUGCUGGGAUAAUAAGGUUGGAAGCUUUUUUUGUUUUGUUUUUGUCAACCAAACGUUGACAAAAACAAACAAUGCCAGACUUCCACCUGAGCGCAUUAAAUCUAAAACCUUUAAAGUCACACCAAAUGAUUUUACACUUACUGUCUAAAGGAAAUGUGAUUCAUGUAACAAAAUCUAAAUUGCCGUAUACUCAGGUUUCUGUACAAAAAUUUUUAUUGUGGUUAUUAGAUCCAUGAAAGGAGACCCUGUCUUUACUCCUAUUGUACUAAUCUGAUGAUAGAUUAUUUAUAUUGUGUCAUUUGCUUCAUAAGAAGAGGUAUAAUAUGGCUUCUGUACAGCAUCAAUGAACACAAGUCACUCAGGUCUGCUGAGCGUUGCUCAUGCUGAAGAUUCAUGGACUUUAAUUUAUUUAUUUUGUAAAAUAUCAAAUGUCUUUGAAUGUCAACUUGGACAGAAGCAUUUCUUUGGUUUGAAACUUUAUUUAGGGCUAUGGGAGUUUAUAAUGGAUUUGAGCCCCAAAUCGCCAGCUCAGCAUGUGUUUGAAGUGUGCUUGAUGAAAAUAUUUGAAGUAGAUCAGUUAUAACUUGCUCCAUUAUUUAUUACAAAUUGCAGGUUUAUAUUUUAUUUUACUUUUUAAAUACACAUACAUACAUGUGUAUUUUUUCCCUACACUGUCUGAAAGCACACCUUGGGUUGCCUUAUAAUUUAAAUGUUUGUCAAGGAGUUAUUGAUACAUUGUGAUGAGUAGAAUGAGCUGCUUCAAAUAAAGAAACAAUUCUUUGACAACAUGUUUUUACAU
This is a messenger RNA of Neolamprologus brichardi, 4363 nucleotides long. RefSeq names its product chromodomain Y-like protein 2. The record is from RefSeq and is a predicted model, not a curated record. Gene Ontology annotation, molecular function: transcription corepressor activity. Gene Ontology annotation, cellular component: nucleus. Lineage: Eukaryota; Metazoa; Chordata; Actinopteri; Cichliformes; Cichlidae.